UUUAUUGUGCUUCAGCUGUGACAGCCCUGGGACGGCCGUGCCCUGUACUGACACUCGUGGAUCUCUUUCCCUGCCAAGCCACCGCGUGUUCCCCGCAGCGUUUCUGAGGAGCCCGCGGCCCGUGGGCCCCUCAUGGAGCAGAGACAGCCCAGCAUGGAAAACUGCACUGACGGUGAUGCACAGCGCAGCAUUGUGGUGCUUCAGCUGGUUGUGUACAUCCCAGUGCUCGCUCUGGGGAUCCCACUGAACGCAAUUGCCUUCUGGGUCUUCUGCUGCAAACUCAAGAGGUGGACCGAGACCAAGGUGUACAUGAUCAACCUCAUCGUGGCUGACAGUUUCCUGCUCUUCACCCUGCCCUUCCUGCUGUAUUUUACCAAGUACAGACACCCCAUAGACCAGCUGUGUUUAGCCAUACAAAACAUCUAUUUUACAAACAUGCCUAUGAGCAUCCUUAUCAUCACCCUGAUUGCGGUUGAUCGAUACAUUGCAAUCAAGUUCCCUCUAAAAGCAAAGGUUCUUCGAUCCCCACUGAAAUCAGCUUCUGUCUGUGGUUUUCUUUGGAUAACACUGAUAAUUUAUUCCAAUUUGUAUCACACACUUCACAGUAGCUGGGAAGGUUGUUGCUUUCGGAAACAAUCUGUUACACCUAGAUAUUCCUCUUUAUUCACCAGUAUCGGCGGGUAUUUUAUUCCAUUAGGGAUUGUGAUUUUUUGCUCAGUACAAGUCAUCAGAUGUCUAAAGAAGAAGAUGGCUUCAAGUCCUCAUGAGACAAAAUUAUUCCAGAAGGCUGUGCACAUUGUUUCUGUGAAUUUGUGUGUGUUUGCUGUCUGUUUCUCACCUUUCCACAUGUCACUGCUCUUUCGGUUUGCAGUGGAAGUUGCUGGAGCACAUUCUCUGAUCCAGGGAGUUACAACCUAUCUUAAGGUCUCUGCAUGCUUAGCAAAUUGUAACUGCUGUCUGGAUGCAUUUUGCUAUUAUUUUGCAGCCAAAGAAUUCCCAGAGUUUUCUUCUGUGUUCCCCAAGUGUACAUUUAUGAGGUCCAAGAUGAACCAAAGUGAGGAGUCACAGCCACCCACGGAUCAAGCGAUCGUAUGAACAAGGUGUAGUGCAUGGCUGGUGUUGAGUGCCACAGUGCUGCUCAAGUUUUGAGGCACAGGGAAUGGAACCACCUACAGUGUUUGCAAUCAUUGUAGGUAUAUGUACAAAAAGGGGAAACACCUCCAAAGGGUCUGAUGUUAACUUGAAUUCUGUCCUGCUGUCUUCAGUGCCUUGACUCCAGCUCUGACCACUGUCUCAUAUCCUUGCAUCGCAGCUCCAGGCGCCUCCUGGUGACAGCUUGUCUUGGUUGGCUUCAUGGUCCUUCACUUUCAGCAUCUUCUGACUUGUAAACCUCUGAAAAAUCUCCGCCUGGGACUGCCAGCUCAUAUUCUGCUCAUGUAAACUUAGAGGCAAUUAACUUCCUUAGUGACAACUGACAUAGAGUUCCCCUACAAGUCUGUCUCCAUGCAGUGACACUCGUUCAGACCACAGUCUGAAACCACGACUAGACCUUGGUCAAAGAAACACGCAAAGGACAGUUCCCAGCACGGAAAGUGUCCCAAAUCCAAACAUUGCUUUGUGUCAGUUCUUUGGCAGACAUCACGGGGGAAGCUGCAGCGAACAGCUGUGCCACAAAAACAGAAGAAACU
Molecule: messenger RNA, 1688 nt
Organism: Poecile atricapillus (Black-capped chickadee)
Lineage: Eukaryota; Metazoa; Chordata; Aves; Passeriformes; Paridae
Product: G-protein coupled receptor 35-like
Exons: 2
Coding region: 133-1095 (320 amino acids)
Biological process (GO): positive regulation of Rho protein signal transduction; phospholipase C-activating G protein-coupled receptor signaling pathway
Cellular component (GO): membrane
Molecular function (GO): G protein-coupled receptor activity
Source: RefSeq, a predicted model, not a curated record